Carcharodon carcharias (great white shark) is the source of this 1620-nucleotide messenger RNA. RefSeq names its product UTP6 small subunit processome component (gene utp6). Gene Ontology annotation, molecular function: snoRNA binding; protein binding. The record is from RefSeq and is a predicted model, not a curated record. Gene Ontology annotation, biological process: maturation of SSU-rRNA from tricistronic rRNA transcript (SSU-rRNA, 5.8S rRNA, LSU-rRNA). Bases 34 to 1542 code for a protein of 502 amino acids. The transcript has 16 exons. Lineage: Eukaryota; Metazoa; Chordata; Chondrichthyes; Lamniformes; Lamnidae. Gene Ontology annotation, cellular component: small-subunit processome; Pwp2p-containing subcomplex of 90S preribosome.
CGAAGCCGGACCGGAAGCGAGCGGCACGUGGCGAUGGCCGAGUUUGUGCAGCGGCGGCUGGAGGAGCGACUCCCGGAGCUGGAACAGCUGGAGAGAGUGGGACUGCUGAGCGGGGAGGAAACCCGAGCAUUAAUGAGGAAGGUCACUGCCCUGGAACAUAAAGUCCACAGACGAGCACUCAAUAAGGAGAGUUUCAUCAGCUACAUUCAAUAUGAAAUUAAUUUUCUGGAAUUGAUCAAGAGGAGGCGAGUGAGACUUGGCUACACCUUUAAGAAAGAGGAAAUAGAAUAUGGCAUUGUUAACCGGAUUGACAGAUUGUUCAGACGAGCUCUGACCAAGUGGAAGGGUGACAUCCAGUUAUGGCUCUCACACAUCGCUUUUUGCAAGAAAUGGAAUGCAAAGGUGAAGCUAAGCAAGAUCUUCUCUGCAAUGUUGGCCAUUCACCCAGACAAGCCAGGUGAGAUAGCUUUCUGGAUCAUGGCAGCAAAGUGGGAAAUGGAGGAUCGCCUGUCCUCUGAGAACGCCCGGCAUUUAUUCCUCCGCGCUUUGCGUUUCCACCCAGACUCUCAGAAGCUUUAUCAGGAGUAUUUCCGGAUGGAGCUGAUGCAUGCGGAGAAGAUCCGGAAGGAAAAGCAGCUGCUGGAGGCGGCAAAUGUGGAGCCGGUUGAAGCAGAGUAUCCCAUGGAGAUUGUCCGUGGAGAAUUAGCUCGUGUUGUGUAUAAGAACGCCAUCCAGAAAGUCUUUGGGAAUGCGGAGUUUCACCUGUCAUUCUGGACUAUUGCAGCACUGUUCGACUUCACACAGGACCUUCAGAAAGAGAUUGUGGAGGACCUACAGGCACUGCAUACAAACCACGCGCUAACCUGGGACUUCAUGGCCAGGCGGGAGUUAGACACAGAGUCACAGCCAAUAACAGAGUGCUCCAAACAGACAAAAGCUUCUGAUAUCAUUCGCAGGGAGGAGCGGUGCUGGGCCGUGUAUGAAGAAGCUGUCGUCACUGUGCCAACAGAGGCAGUUUGGAAAUGUUACAUCACUUUCUGUCUAGAGAGGUUUAAACGGAAAACCAACAAUGAGGUUCUUCGAAAGAAGAGACUCGACAAGGUGCUAUCUAUCUUUGAUAGGGCCAGUGAAUCUUCACUCUUACCUCAGGCUCUUUACAAACAAUGGCUUCGCUUGUUGGUUGAUCUUGGUGACGCUGAGAAAGCUGUCCAAGUGGUGAAGUCUGCCAGCAGCAGCUUUGGCCACUCAGUGGAUAUGUGGCAAAGCAGCUUGGAGCUACUGAUGGAGCUGCAGAGCACGGAUGUCAGCCUGCUCUUCCAGGAGGCUUUUCAAAAGGUUCCACCCAAGGACUGUUUGCCUCUGUGGCUUCUCUGCUUGGAGUGGAGCGAAAGUACAAGUAGUGUUAACGAGACGGAAACUCUCUAUCAGCGUGCGCUGCGGACACCGAUCCCAGCCGUCUCUAUAACUGUGAAGGAGAAAUACCUGGACUGGGCCUUUAAGACAGGGAGCUAUAAGAAAGCACGGAAAGUGUUCACUGGGUAACAGCUGAGUGUUUGUAGUAUGUGAUUUCUGCUCCCUUUUGUGUGAGGAAGUGCUUCCUGACAUCACCCCUCAACGGUC